GGGUCAUUGCAUGGGAUUUGAGGCGUGGGCGUGAUGCCCGCCGGGUUAUGUAUGAGUGGAUUGUGGCCGACGCACGCAUAGGUGUGCGAGGAUGGAAAAGGCAUACGGGUGAGGCUCGAUGUAUGAGUUGUGGGGGUCCUAAUAGGCACGCGAGGGUUAUGGUCGUGCACGGAUGGGCGCGGACGUGUGAGGAGAGGAUUGCUAUGUACGAGCACACAAAGGGCGGCUUGCAUUUGGGGGUUAG
Messenger RNA from Dovyalis caffra, 244 nucleotides. NCBI's taxonomy places the organism in Eukaryota, Viridiplantae, Streptophyta, Magnoliopsida, Malpighiales, Salicaceae. The record is from the annotation of a GenBank genome assembly.